AUGGCACCUCGAGGUCGUCAGAACACCAGUGGGCGCGAGGCGCGGAAUGCCCGUAAGCCUGCCACCACGACCCGGGGCGGAAUCCAGAAGCGCAAGGCUGGCCGUGUCGAUGGCGAUGGUGAUAUGGACAUGGACAGUGCCGGUCGACGUGCUAAGAAGCCUGCCGCUGCCGAGCCUACCACCACUCGGUCUAGCACCCGCACUUCAGCGCGUGGAGGUCCUUCUAAGAAUGCUCAAAACGUUCUGAAGCAUCUGAGCAAUGGCACUGCUGCAUCUCUCGCCUCUCGCAUUUCGAAUGCUUCUUCAGGCAGAACUCCUAAGACUCGAUCUCGAGAUAUGACAGGCUUGACGCUGCUGCGAGUUGGCGGUUUGAAGGACAGUAAAGCAGCCAACAACCCCGAUGGAGGUGUCAACGAUCUUCUUGCUUUCAUGGAGAGAAAAGCCGCAUCAUUCCGACCAGGUCCAAAGCGCAAAGCCGCAAUUAAUAUUAAGAAGCACCAUCCCGUUGGUGACUACGUCUACGUAGGUGCGAGUGAGGAGGACGCCGAGGAGCUGCUUAAGCUCAACACUUUCGUAUUUGCUAGCGCACCUUUGGAGGUAAUCAAGGUGGACGAAAUUCCGGAAAGGGGUAGGGCGAUAGAGUCCAAGGAGACUCAAGAGCUUCGCGAAAAACUCCGGGAAAUUCUCAGUUCAAGAUAUAUCGGCGAUAACAAGCUACUCAACUUGGACGCUCUGGCUUCAGACGCAAACCUCGUCACUCUUGGUAUGUUCGAGAGUCGUGAGCGUGCUCUCAAGACAUUCAAGGGUUUAAUGGCUGUAUGCGAUAGUCUCUUCAAAACGGCCAAGGAGAAGCAAGAUGCGAUCGAGAGCAUCAGUCUGGCAAACAACAACAUUGACGAUGUUGCCCAAGUCGAAGUCAUUGCCACGACUUUCCCCCAUCUCAAGAACCUCGACAUGAGUGGCAACCAAGUGGCUUCCAUGCAAGCACUGCAGCCUUGGAAGGGAAAGUUCAAGCAUCUCGAAACACUGUACAUGACAGGCAAUCCCAUCGAAGCGGCUGAUCCAAACUAUCCAGCUGCCCUUCUGGAAUGGUUCCCUAAAUUGCAGAACAUCAAUGGCAGACAACUUCGCACGCCUCAGCAGAUCGCUGAGCAGCAGGCUGCAUUGUUGCCUAAGCCUAUCCCCCAGAACGGUCCCGAUUUCCGAGACGUUGCCGGGAUUGGUGAAAAGUUCCUCUUGGGGUUCUUUACUUCUUACGACAAUAACCGAGCCGGCCUGGCAUCUGAGCUGUACGACGAGGAUAGCCGCUUUUCUAUUUCUGUCGAUACCCGAGCCGCUCCGGAUCCCGACGCGGCCCCUCCCAUGACCUGGGCAACUUACAUCAAGAUCUCUCGAAAUCUCACUAUAAUCACACAUGACAACGCCCGCAUUCAGCGACUCUUCAGGGGUGCCGCCAGCAUCCAGGAUGUCUGGAAAACGCUCCCUCAGACACGUCACCCCGACAUCAAACAAGAACUCAGCAAAUACAUCAUGGAUUGCCAUCCCUUGCAGGGACUGGUUGAUCCCACUGGUCAGAGCACUGGCGGCGUUGAUGGCUUGAUCAUCGCAGUUCAUGGUGAAUUUGACGAACAAGAUCCCGCUACCGGCGUCGCAGGGAAACGCAGUUUCUCACGUACGUUCGUCCUUGGGCCUGGAAGGCCGGGUCAGGAGUUUCGGGUUGUCAGCGACAUGCUCUCGCUACGAACAUUCAGUCCGCUCCCAAACGUAUUCGCGCCUGCCGACCAACACCAGGCUGUCGACCAGCAUCAGGCAAUGAUCGCUGAGCUCUGCAAGCAAACAAACAUGACACCUGAAUUUUCCAAGAUGUGUCUGGAGGGAGUGAACUGGGAUUUUGACAAGGCUCUGGUGACGUUUAACGAGAAGAAGUCAGAACUCCCAGCCAAUGCUUUCGCUACAGCAGGUGGACCAUAG
Fusarium coffeatum is the source of this 1971-nucleotide messenger RNA. RefSeq lists its product as uncharacterized. NCBI's taxonomy places the organism in Eukaryota, Fungi, Ascomycota, Sordariomycetes, Hypocreales, Nectriaceae. The record is from RefSeq and is a predicted model, not a curated record. Gene Ontology annotation, molecular function: RNA binding; protein binding. Bases 1 to 1971 code for a protein of 656 amino acids. Gene Ontology annotation, biological process: poly(A)+ mRNA export from nucleus. Gene Ontology annotation, cellular component: nucleus. The transcript has 3 exons.